This is a messenger RNA of Amaranthus tricolor (Joseph's coat), 3331 nucleotides long. RefSeq names its product multiple C2 domain and transmembrane region protein 10. The transcript has a single exon. Bases 67 to 3123 code for a protein of 1018 amino acids. The record is from RefSeq and is a predicted model, not a curated record. NCBI's taxonomy places the organism in Eukaryota, Viridiplantae, Streptophyta, Magnoliopsida, Caryophyllales, Amaranthaceae.
CCUUACUAAAAACCCCAAAAAAAGAGGAAAGAUUUACAAAAGAAUUAAUCUUUCUUUUUUGCCACCAUGAACAACCACAAUAAAGAAAAGCUAGUAGUAGAAGUAAUAGGAGCACAUAACUUAAUGCCUAAAGAUGGGGAAGGUUCAUCAUCUCCAUUUGUAGAAGUUGAUUUUGAUAAUCAAAGAUUAAAAACUGAAGUGAAGUAUAAAGACCUUAAUCCCGUUUGGAAUGAAAAGCUUAUUUUCAACGUUAAAGAUGUUGCUGAUCUUCCAUACAGGACACUAGAGGUGAAUGUUUAUAAUGAAAAAAGUUCAAGUAAUAGUAGAAAUUUUCUGGGUAAAGUUAGGAUUUCUGGGUCUAAUAUUGCUAAAGAAGGUGAAGAAAUGGCACAACUUUAUACCCUUGAUAAAAGGAGUCUUUUUUCCCAUGUUAGAGGUGAGAUUACUUUGAAACUUUAUGUUUCUUCUAGGGAUGAUUUUGGGGUUGAGACAAAACAAGUGAUAAAUUUCUCAAAUGUUAGUAAUUCUUCUGUUUCAAUGGUGGAAAAUGACGGUGGAGGGAAGAGGAAGAAGAAAGGUGGGCAGAUUCAGCAACAAAAUGAGCAAAUUAUGGUGGGGAAUGAUGGUGGGAGGAAGGAGAAUCAUGCAUUUCAGCCAAAAAUUGGGGAUUUUGGGAAGAACCCUAGUGAGAUUAAGCCAGUUGUGGUGACUACCCUUCAAAAUAAUGGUGGGGUUGGUGGUGGGAAUGGAAAUGUGGGUGUUGGGAGGAGUGUUUUGGGGAUUUUCCCAAAUGGGUCUAAUGAGUUUUCCCUUAAAGAAACAAGUCCUCAUUUGGGUGGUGGCCCACAAAGUAAGGAUAAAACUAGCUCAACUUAUGAUCUUGUUGAACAAAUGCAAUAUUUGUAUGUUAGAAUUGUGAAAGCUAGAGACUUUUCAGUCAUGGGGGGAGGGGAAGUGUUGGGUGAGGUUAAGUUAGGGAAUUAUAAAGGAGUUACGAAAAGGGUUAGUUCAAAUCAUGCUGAAUGGGAUCAAGUUUUUGCCUUUUCUAAGGAUUGUAUUCAGUCAUCAAUGGUGGAAGUUUUUGUUAAGGAGAAGGAAAAAGAUGAGUUUUUGGGUAGAAUUUGGUUUGACUUGAAUGAAAUUCCUAAGAGGGCCCCACCAGAUAGUCAACUUGCACCUCAAUGGCAUAGAAUGGAGGAUAAAAGAGGGGAUAAGUCAAAAUGUGGUGAAGUUAUGGUUUCUGUUUGGUUUGGUACUCAAGCUGAUGAAGCAUUUGCUGAAGCAUGGCAUUCUAAAGCAGCAAAUGUUCAUCUUGAUGGGCUUUGUUCAAUCAAAUCAAAGGUAUAUCUUUCUCCUAAGUUAUGGUAUUUAAGGGUUAAUAUCAUUGAAGCACAAGAUAUUGUGUUAGGUGAAAAGGGUUCAUCUGUAAUGAGAUAUCCUGAGUUUUUUGUUAAAGUUCAGGUAGGAAGUCAGGUUUUAAGAACUAAAAUUUCACCUCCUGGUACAAAUAGGGCUGUUUCCAACCCUUUUUGGGAUGAAGACUUGAUAUUUGUGGUUCCUGAGCCUUUUGAGGAUUGUUUGUUGGUGUCGAUUGAGGACCGCCUUAUGCCCGGUAGAGAGGAGGUUGUCGGCCGUCUCCUCAUACCCUUAGGAGCCAUUGAAAGAAGGUGGGAUGAUAAGAUAGUACCUUCAAAAUGGUUCCACAUUGACCAUCAUAAUAGCCUCUCUUUUAGUAACCCUUCGGAUCCCUCAAAAAGUCGGUUUGGGUCUCGGGUUCAUAUUAGGGCAAGUCUAGAUGGUGGGUACCAUGUCUUAGAUGAGGCCACCAUGUAUAGUAGUGACCUUAGGCCUACUGCUAAACAGCUUUGGAAGCCUCAUAUUGGUGUUCUUGAGAUGGGUAUUUUGGGUGCAACCGGGCUUAUGCCUAUGAAGAUUAGGGAAGGUAAAGGAGGGACAACUGAUGCUUAUUGUGUGGCUAAAUACGGUCAAAAGUGGGUUCGAACACGAACUGUGGUCGAUUCUGUUUCGCCUAAAUGGAACGAGCAGUAUACUUGGGAGGUGUUUGAUCCUUGCACUGUGAUAACCAUUGGUGUGUUUGACAAUUGUAGGAUUGAUAAGAACAUUGCUGGUACCGGGGUAAGGGAUUCUCGUAUUGGGAAGGUUCGGAUUAGGCUAUCGACACUAGAAACCGAUAGGGUUUAUACUCAUUCAUACCCUCUUUUGGUGUUGCACCCUUCUGGUGUGAAGAAAAUGGGUGAGCUUCACUUAGCUGUGAGAUUUUCAUGUGAAAAUGUUGGAAACAUGCUUCAUAUGUAUACAAUGCCCUUACUUCCUAAGAUGCAUUACGUGCAUCCUUUGUCGGUGAAUCAGCUUGAAACCCUUCGCUUUCAAGCAAUGAAUGUGGUGGCUACUAGAUUUAGUCGAGCCGAGCCCUCUUUGGGCCGAGAGGUGGUGGAAUACAUGCUUGAUCAUGACUCCCAUAUGUGGAGUAUGAGGAAGAGCAAAGCGAAUUUCUUUCGACUGAUGGCCGUGCUUCAAGGUCUUAUCGGUCUGGCUCGUUGGGCUGAGGCGAUCCGGUCUUGGCAGCGACCGGUUUACUCGUCGUUUUUUGUGAUUGUAUUCGUAUUGUUAGUCACAUAUCCUGAGCUCAUAAUCCCUACAAUGCUUAUAUACAUGGCACUUGUAGGGAUGUGGAUGUACAAGUCAAGACCGCGACAUCCUCCUCAUAUGGACACACGACUUUCCCAUGCUGAAAACGUGUACCAUGAUGAACUCGAUGAAGAGUUCGAUACUUUUCCUUCGUCUAGGAACCCAGAGCUCGUGAGAAUGAGAUACGACAGGCUUCGUAGUGUGGCGGGGAGGAUACAAACGGUCGUAGGAGACAUGGCAACUCAAGGAGAAAGAUUCCAAGCAUUGUUGAGUUGGAGGGAUCCAAGGGCUACGUUCUUGUUCGUGAUCUUGUGCUUGCUCGCUGCCAUCGGAUUCUAUAUGGUUCCGAUCAAGGUUGUGGUCGCGUUGUCGGGAAUUUACUAUCUAAGGCCACCAAGAUUUAGGAGCAAAUUGCCUCCUCAGAUUUUUAGCUUCUUUAGAAGGCUGCCUUCCAAAGCUGAUAGCUUAUUGUGAGAAGAUUAUCAAGUAUUUUGUAUUAAUGGCUUAUGUAUUUUGACCUUAAUAUUAGGAUGCUAAUUAUACUUUGUUUUAGGUGAGUAUUAGAAAUUGACUCUUAACGUAAUCUUUUGUAUUUUGGCAAUUCUUAGGAGUUGGAACUUAGAAAUGGUUGUUGGUGGCUUCUGUCCGAUGUAUUGAUUGCCUAAAUCUUAUAUGUAAUUAU